UCUCUUUUCUUUUCUUUUCCUUUCCUCACGACAGCAGCAACAGGUGUUCUGCCAUCAGCCUGCCAUGUGUACACGUCCGGCUCGGUCGGCCCUUGGCCUGGUUCAAUGUGUAUGAUUGUGUGUGGGUGCGUGGGUGCCUGUAAAAAUUAGCUGGAUCUUUUACGACCUUCUCCUGUCCCCGCCCGCCGUUGCCGAUCGGGCCCCGGUCUCCAUACCGUCUCCAGGUCAGAUCAAAGUUGAUCCCAUCUCUCGAGAACGUGGGUUAUGGAGAGCUUAUGGAGGUUACCCCGCGCUGGCAAGUGUUCUCAGCACCGUGUUCAGCAGGCCAUGCCUGUUGACCUUGACCUUGAAGGACUGUCUCAUAUGUUCCUCCCAUCUUUGAUCUCUCUCUGUCUCAUCAUGGGAGCACGGUCGAUUGUUGAUGAUGAUAAAGAACAUUUUGGAAGAGUGUCGGGGGCUUGGUGCCAGCGAAGAUCGGAUCAUGCUGUGGCUCUGGUGGCUCCGGGCCGCGCAGGUACCUGUACAUGGGCCGCACCAGACCUUGCCAAGGGACGGCGGGGUCCACCCUCGACCGCCCGCUGUCAAAGUUCGCUGGUCAGAAAAGCGCAGGUCUGGCUGGAAUUGGUGAAAGUCCGCUGGGCGAUCGGACGUGAUGCGACCAGGGGGUGCGAAAAAGAGUUGGGGAAACUGGCGGUGUUUGUUGGAUGGUUGACCUGGUGGCGGUCCAAUUAGCUGCAGCUAGCGCCCGCAACAUUUCUUGGGAUUCCAGCAAGCUAGCUGUCGCCAGGGCACUGCUUCACUAAACUGCGGAGCUCUCGCCCACCUCACGCCCUGCAGCUCUCGAGUAGCAGGUAAACCCCCCCCGAGAGCCCGUUCCCGUCAACGAGAGAGGGACACAAGGACCGACAAAAAACCUCCCACCCAAAAUCCAACCCACCUCGGCCACCACCCACCUCUCCUCUCCAUCUUUUCAGAGAAUCACUUUCUCCUUUCUCUCCUUUUCUGUCCUUCUACAUUUCCACCAUCACCACCCUCACCCUCCUCCCUUCUCCCCUCCUUGCUGUUUUCUUUUUCUCUUGUUCCAAGACGGCAACAGAACCCACAUCUUCACAGCCAGACAGACACAGAACCCACCAUGUCUCCCGCUGCCUCCAACGGCACCAAUGGUGCGAAUGGUGCUUCCAACCCAACUGGCGGUCUGUCUGCCAACGACAACAUUCGCAGAUUCGCUGCCCCCAGCAGGCCACUGAGCCCUCUCCCCGCCCACGCUCUCUUCAACGACAAGACGAGAUGCUUCGUCUACGGCAUGCAGCCCCGCGCCGUGCAGGGCAUGCUCGAUUUCGACUUCAUCUGCAAGCGGGCGACCCCCUCCGUCGCCGGCAUCAUCUACACAUUCGGCGGCCAGUUCGUCAGCAAGAUGUACUGGGGCACCAGCGAGACUCUUCUCCCGGUCUACCAGGAGGUGCCCAAGGCCAUUUCCAAGCACCCCGAUGUUGAUGUCGUUGUCAACUUUGCUUCCUCCCGCUCAGUCUACCAGUCCACCAUGGAGCUGAUGGAGUACCCCCAGAUCAAGACCAUUGCCAUCAUUGCUGAGGGUGUCCCCGAGCGUCGUGCUCGUGAGAUCGCCCACAUUGCCAAGAAGAAGGGCGUCACCAUUAUCGGCCCUGCCACCGUCGGUGGCAUCAAGCCCGGCUGCUUCAAGAUUGGUAACACUGGUGGUAUGAUGGACAACAUUGUUGCUUCCAAGCUCUACCGCAAGGGUUCCGUUGGCUACGUUUCCAAGUCCGGUGGCAUGUCCAACGAGCUCAACAACAUUAUUGCCAACAACACGGAUGGUGUCUACGAGGGUGUGGCCAUUGGUGGUGAUCGUUACCCCGGCACCACCUUCAUUGACCACCUCUUGCGUUACCAGGCCGAUCCUGGGUGCAAGAUCCUCGUCCUCCUCGGUGAGGUCGGUGGUGUCGAGGAAUACAAGGUCAUUGAUGCCGUCAAACAGGGCAUCAUUACCAAGCCCAUUGUCGCGUGGGCUAUCGGUACCUGCGCCAGCAUGUUCAAGACUGAGGUUCAGUUCGGCCACGCUGGUGCCUUUGCCAAUUCUCAGCUCGAAACUGCCAAGAUGAAGAACGAGAGCAUGAGGGAGGCCGGUUUCUACGUCCCCGAGACCUUCGAGGACAUGCCCGCUCUCCUUAGGCAGGUGUACGAGAAGCUCGUCAAGGAGGGCACCAUCAAGCCCCAGCCCGAGCCCGUUGUGCCCAAGAUCCCCAUCGAUUACUCGUGGGCCCAGGAGCUUGGUCUCAUCCGCAAGCCCGCUGCCUUCAUUUCCACCAUUUCCGAUGACCGUGGCCAGGAACUCCUCUACGCUGGUAUGCCCAUCUCAGACGUGUUCAGGGAAGAUAUCGGUAUCGGUGGUGUCAUGUCUCUGCUGUGGUUCCGCCGCCGCCUCCCACCAUACGCCUCCAAGUUCUUGGAGAUGGUCCUCAUGCUUACCGCUGACCACGGCCCCGCCGUGUCGGGUGCCAUGAACACCAUCAUCACCACCCGUGCCGGUAAGGACCUGAUCAGCGCUCUCGUCUCUGGUCUCCUCACCAUCGGUUCUCGUUUCGGCGGUGCCCUUGACGGUGCCGCUGAGGAGUUCACCAAGGCCUUUGACAAGGGCCUCAGCCCCCGUGAGUUCGUCGACAGCAUGCGCAAGGCGAACAAGCUCAUUCCCGGUAUUGGUCACCGUGUCAAGUCCCGCAACAACCCCGAUUUGCGUGUGGAGCUCGUCAAGGAGUACGUCAAGGCCAAGUUCCCCAACCACAAGCUUCUCGACUAUGCGCUCGCCGUCGAGACCGUCACCACCUCCAAGAAGGACAACCUCAUUCUCAACGUCGAUGGCUGCAUUGCCGUCUGCUUCGUGGACCUGGUCAGAAACUGCGGUGCCUUCACCGCCGAGGAGGCCGAGGACUACCUCGGCAUGGGUGUGCUCAACGGUCUCUUUGUUCUUGGUCGCAGCAUUGGUCUUAUUGCCCACUACCUCGAUCAGAAGAGACUGCGCACUGGCCUCUACCGCCAUCCUUGGGAUGAUAUCACCUACCUUCUUCCUUCCCUCCAGCAGUCUGGUCCUCCAGGCGCCGAGGGCCGUGUUGAGGUGCAGAUGUAAGCGGUUUUUGGGCAUUGUUAGACAAAUCAAAAGUUGGCGCGCAAACGGACAUGGGUUUAGAGGAAACUACACGUUUUUUACGUCAACGAAUGGAAUUAUUUGGUCAUGAUUUUUUUUUAUUAUUUUUUUUGAACUCUGUAUUGUUCUGAUGUCUUUUCGUCUUUUGUUUGCUAUCCAUGCAACAUGUGGAAAAGAUGCUAGACAUUGGGGGGGUUGUGUACGGAUGGGUGGUGGGGACGGUCAUGGAUGGGAAACCAAGGGAUGGGAUUUGAACACCUCUUGUUGUGAUUUUUAAGUUACAUAGCUAAGCACUUUAAUGAAGAUAUGGAAGUGAUUUGUUGCUGUACUUGGUUUACCGUGAG
Podospora pseudopauciseta is the source of this 3504-nucleotide messenger RNA. It is a transcript of the gene acl1, whose product is annotated as ATP citrate lyase subunit 1. The coding region runs from base 1136 to 3142 and encodes 668 amino acids. The record is from RefSeq and is a predicted model, not a curated record. Gene Ontology annotation, molecular function: ATP citrate synthase activity. The transcript has 2 exons. Gene Ontology annotation, cellular component: cytosol. NCBI's taxonomy places the organism in Eukaryota, Fungi, Ascomycota, Sordariomycetes, Sordariales, Podosporaceae. Gene Ontology annotation, biological process: tricarboxylic acid cycle; acetyl-CoA biosynthetic process; fatty acid biosynthetic process.